AUGAUUGGCAUGGGUGGCAAGGGCGGCAUGGGUGGCGGUGGCAUGGGCGGCAUGGGCGGCAUGGGAGGCAUCGGUGGCUUCGGAGCUACCAUGGGCGGCAUGGGUGCCAUGGGUGGCUUCGGAGCUACCAUGGGAGCCAUGGGAGGCAUGGGUGGCUUCGGAGCUAUCAUGGGAGGCAUGAGUUUUGCGUCUCUCAUGGGAGGCAUGGGAGCACCGGAGGGCGGCAUGGGUGGACUGUCUUCUGGUGUGCCUCAUCACACACCUUCGCAUGACGUCGUUGAAGAUCUUGCCAACACCUUCCGAGCUCCACAUGAUGAUGCGGCACGCGACAAUGAAGAGGAGGAGAAAGUAUCGUCUUCGGAUGAGGAUGAUGAAUCGGAGGAAGAGGAGGACGAAGACGAGGAUGCGGCAUGA
Messenger RNA from Aegilops tauschii subsp. strangulata, 414 nucleotides. The record is from RefSeq and is a predicted model, not a curated record. Lineage: Eukaryota; Viridiplantae; Streptophyta; Magnoliopsida; Poales; Poaceae.